AUGUCGGCCAGAACGCGACGAUCAGGUCGUGAACGCAAGGUGAAUCCAAGAUAUGCUAAUGAUGGGUGGGACAAGGACACUCUUCGCAUUCUCCGCGCCUCUUCAGAGUCAUCAGGGUCGAGUCCAGACGAUGACCAAGGGUCCGAGAACGCGGAAAUCGUGGAACAAGAUGAUGAAGGCUCGUUCGAGGAGGAUGAAGGCGCUUCCAGUGCGUCUGACGUUCGGUCCCAAUUCUCCGAUGUUCAAGACCCAAAUGAAGACGAAGAUAACAUGAGCCUUGCCUCUGACGACCAGACAAUGGAAACUCCGCGUCUUCAAACGAACCGUGGCCGAUCUGGCACGAGGGACGGGAGGGGAGGAGUAGGCGCCAGCACCACUACACCAACCCAUUCUCGUGGUCUUGCACGCCUCGAACCCAAGGGCGCAAAGGGCCUGGUGUACCGCCAUAUUUUUGGACCCGAGUUAGACGACUUGGAAGAAGUCCUUGCAGCUCGGGACACCUGGUUAUUAGGACGCGACGUGACGCUCCCGAGUCGUAAGACCCUGUCCGUUACAUUUCAACGAGCCGAUCAAGCUAGGCGAGACAAGCAGUCCGAUCCAUCCAAGGAACCAAAGCAACACCUCCAUCCACCGAGACUACCCGAGUCCGUCGUUGACCUGAUACUGAAUCAGCAGCUCCUAAAGCCAAUUGAACCCGACGAACUUUACGAGCGAUAUCUUCACCGUCAUAAGCCUUCUCAUUCUGUUGUCCUUGGCCCAUUUGGCCGUCAGCAGCUAUAUACCUUGGACUACAAUCUCCCCAUGGAUUUCGGUUGGGCAUGGCCAAAGGUCAGUGAUGCUGGACGAGACCAGACAUCCCAGACGAGUCAACGUUACCACGAAGGCUGGCUUGUCAAUGCUGGCGAGAAAAUCAACUGUCUGGCAUGGGCUCCUCAACAGCAAGACGCUCAGUACUUGGCCGUUGCCACGAGAUGCACGUCGCACCAGAGACAGCUUGCCGGAGGGAACGAGAACAUGCGACCAGCAUUCCAUCCGUCGCCGCCAUACCCGUCCUCGAUUCAGAUCUGGGCAUUCCCUACCAAGCCCACUUCAGCCCCGGGCCUACGAACCAUUGCGAUGAACCUCAAACCGAAGCUCUGUACCGUCAUAGGCACCGAGUACGGCAACAUUCGAGCCAUGAAAUGGUGUCCAUCGACACAAAAUCCUCCAUCCACGUUCUCUACAGGAGCAGCCUUCAUCGGAAUCCUGGCCAUUCUUUGCACUGAUGGCAGCGUACACGUCCUCGCAAUUCCAUCACAGUUACCCACGCCCAUCACUCUGAAAGCCGAGCGCUCAGGGUUGACCUUCUCUCCGCCAGGAGGCACAGUCUUCACCACGCUCACGUUCGCGACUUCGACAGACCUCGUCAUCGGCGCGGCAGACGGCACCGUCCACCUCUUCGACCUCUCCGACCCGACUGGCCUCGACCCCCCACGCAGCUACACCAGCCCCCAAAUCCACUCCACCUACAUCACGUCCCUGAGCGCCGCCUCUCCCGUCCACCUCACGCCCUUCAUCGCCACGGCUUCGUCAGCAGGCGACAUGGCUCUCACCGACCUCCGCAGCCCGACCCAGGACAAGGUCACAGUCACGCGGGCCUGCUUCCCGAGCCGCGACAUCUACUUCGCGCCCUUCACGCGCAGCUUCAUCACGGGCCUCGACCGCGUCGGCAGCACGCGCAUGGACACGCAUUCGGCGGCGUUCCUCGCGUGCCACCACGUCCGGCAGUUCCACUCGAGCCUCCGCCUCGCGAAGCUGCCGGACCACAGCGGCACCGCGACCGCGCUGUCCGGCUCGCCGCACCACCCGUGCAUCUUGGUGGGCAACGCAAAAGGCCAGGUCCACGCGACCAACUACCUGCGCAAGAUCCUCCCGUACCGGCGCACCGAGCCGGGGAAACGGGUGAUGGCAUUUCUGCAGAAGCUGUGUGAAUACGACUGGCGGCCGGCGGAGACCGGGCGACGAGACGACGACGACGACGACGACACCGACGUCGAAACCCACCACCUCCACCACCGACAACGACAGUCACGAACCGCCGCCGCCGACGCCGACGCCCGGCAGCACGCCACCCGGGACAAACCAGAGCAGGAGAUUGACCUCUUCCACGGCCACGACGUCAGACCGGGCGUGUCGCGCUUUCACGAGGGCUUCAAGCCGGAGAGGAUCAAUCUGGCGUAUGUCCCCGACACGAAGAAAAAGGGGCCCAGCAAGGACACCUGGGCGGCAGAGACCAUCUUUGAGGAAGAGCAAGCCGUCACCGUGCUGGAGUGGAACCCCAACGAGUCUUGCGCGGGGAUGGCGGCCGUGGGAUGGGCCAGCGGUAUGGUCAGAGUGCAGGACUUGGCUCACGAUCUGGAAUGA
Messenger RNA from Exophiala spinifera, 2403 nucleotides. RefSeq lists its product as uncharacterized. Gene Ontology annotation, molecular function: protein binding. Lineage: Eukaryota; Fungi; Ascomycota; Eurotiomycetes; Chaetothyriales; Herpotrichiellaceae. Gene Ontology annotation, biological process: transcription by RNA polymerase III. Bases 1 to 2403 code for a protein of 800 amino acids. The transcript has a single exon. The record is from RefSeq and is a predicted model, not a curated record. Gene Ontology annotation, cellular component: transcription factor TFIIIC complex.